CCGCCCUCGCAUAUACACUCUACACUCCUCCUUAAACCCUAAUUCGCAUGUUAUAACUAGGGUUUUCGUUGUUCUUCAGUUUGGACUUUGGCCAAACAAUCAGCUGUCGGAUCUUUGCUCGAGCACUCGAACUUCUCAAAAUUGUUCUAGUUCUAAUGGCUGCCAAUCACAAUGCCCCGUCGGCCUUGGAAAAGGACCAGAUCUUUGGUAUGGCAGAGAAAGAGAUGGAGUACAGAGUCGAAUUGUUUAACAAGCUUACCCACACGUGUUUUAACAAGUGUGUUGACAAAAAGUACAAGGAGUCGGAGCUAAAUAUGGGUGAAAACAGUUGCAUUGAUCGUUGUGUCUCAAAGUAUUGGCAUGUGACUAAUUUAGUGGGCCAGUUGCUUGGCUCUGGUCGACCAGGAAUGUGAAAAAAUCUGUCUGCUCGAUUUUUCAUCAAUAGAUACAGCCUUGAGUUGGCGCCCGGUGAUGCUGGAGAUUGUAAUUGUUCACUUUUUAUGCGUUUUUGAUACUUUCUGAAUUGUUAAUCAGGUGAUUUUAUCUUUGAUGUCUGGGAAGAAAUUGGUGGCAGUCUUAAAUGUUUGCUGCCAUAAUAAUAUUGUGCAUUCGUAACGAAGAUUUCUCCUUAAUAAA
Morus notabilis is the source of this 636-nucleotide messenger RNA. Its product is annotated as mitochondrial import inner membrane translocase subunit TIM10. Gene Ontology annotation, cellular component: mitochondrial inner membrane. The record is from RefSeq and is a predicted model, not a curated record. Bases 156 to 413 code for a protein of 85 amino acids. Gene Ontology annotation, biological process: protein insertion into mitochondrial inner membrane. NCBI's taxonomy places the organism in Eukaryota, Viridiplantae, Streptophyta, Magnoliopsida, Rosales, Moraceae. The transcript has 6 exons.